AUGAUCAACCAAACAGAAGCUGAGAGUUUUAAAAACAAAGGCAAUGAAGCUUUUAAAAAUGAAAACUAUAAGGAAGCCGUAUCACUGUACAGUAAAGCUAUUAAUUUAGCGGAAAAAGAUACGCGUGAGUUGGCUACAUAUUUGAAAAAUAGAGCUGCCGCUUAUCUCAAAAUGAAAGAAUUUAAUAAAGUAAUUAAGGAUUGUGAUGAAGCCCUACAAAUUAUUCCGGAAGAUCCGAAGGCUUUGUUUCGUCGAUCACAAGCGCUAGAGAGUCUAGAAAGAUUUGAAGAAGCAUACAGAGAUGCUAAAACAAUUUUUAGAGUGGACCCAUCAAAUAAAGCUGUGCAACCAGUUUUGGCUCGCCUCUAUGCGAUUGUUCAGGAAAGAAUAAAAAAUGCAGCACAAACAAGCAGUAAGGUGGAACAAAUGUUUAAACUUGCUUUUGAAUUAAGUGAAGAUAAGGAUAAGCGUGAAAAAGCUAUGUCAAAUUUACUUGUUUUAUCUAAAGAAUCAACUGGUGCUGACAUCAUGGUUAAAAAUGGAGUAGUUCAUAAAAUUCAGAAACUGGUUAAGGUGGAGAAGAAUUUAGAAAUAUAUGUUAAUGCUAUAAGAGUAAUUGGACAACUUUGUAAAAGAAGUGUUGAACGCACGAAGGAGAUUAUUAAUGUAGUUGGCAUUCCUUGGUUCUUAGAAAUUAUUGACAGUGAAGAUGAAGAAAGGGUAACUGCUGCCCAAUAUUGUCUACAGGUAAUUUUGAAUACAUUUUCAGGAAUGGAUACUAAAAAAGAAACUAAACCUGAUAAACUAUUAUGUGAGCAAUACAAAAGUGAAAUUGAUACACUCCUUACAUGUCUUACAUAUUCAAUAACUAAUAGAGUUAUUACUGGGAAAUCUAGAGAUGCAAUCAUUGAAUUAAUUAUGAGAAAUUGCCACUACAGUACUUUAAACUGGGCGGAAAGGUUUGUAGAAAUCAGAGGACUGCAACGCUUACUUGAAGUUUGUAGUGAAUUAGAAGAAUACAAGUAUGAAUCUGCAAUGAAUAUAACUGAUUCAUCUAGGACUAUAGCCGCUGCUUGCUUAGCAAGAAUUUAUGAAAAUAUGUAUUAUGACCAAGCUAGAGAAAACUUUAAUAAUCAAAUUGACGAUUUUAUUAAAGAAAAACUGUUAACUCCAGAUUUAGAAUCCAAAGUACGAGUGACAGUAGCAAUAACAUCACUACUUCGGGGACCACUGGAUGUUGGCAAUUAUGUUAUUUCUAAAGAAGGUAUCAUGGAGAUGAUUUUAGUUAUGGCACAAACGGAAGACUUAUUACAACAGAAAGUUGCUUGUGAAUGUUUAAUUGCUGCUGCAUCCAAAAAGGAUAAAGCAAGAGCUAUUAUUAAUAAAGGUGUGGAUAUAUUAAAGAGCUUAUAUUCUAGUAAAAAUGAUGCUGUAAGGGUAAGAGCACUUGUAGGCUUAUGUAAAAUUGGAAGUUUUGGAGGUGAUGAUGCAUCUGUUCGUCCAUUUGCAGAUGGUUCAACAAAAAAAUUAGCAGAAGCUUGUAGAAGAUUUUUAGUAAAUCCUGCAAAAGAUAAAGAUAUGAGAAAGUGGGCUGCUGAAGGCUUAUCAUAUUUAACCUUAGAUGCAGAUGUGAAAGAAAAAUUAGUUGAUGACAAGCCAGCCAUUCAAGCUCUUAUUGAACUUGCUAAAACUGGAGAUCAAUCUUGCUUAUAUGGUGUAGUAACAACUUUAGUUAAUUUAUGUAAUGCAUAUGAAAAACAGGAAAUGAUGCCUGAAAUGUUGGAGCUAGCUAAAUUUGCAAAACAUCAUAUACCAGAACAACAUGAAUUAGAUGAUCCCGAUUUUGUUAACAAAAGAUUAACAGUUCUUUGUAAGGCUGGAGUGACAUCUGGGUUAGUAGCUUUGUCUAAAACAGAAAGUCAUAAUUCAAGAGAACUUAUUGCUAGAGUGCUUAAUGCUAUAUGCAGUUUACAAGAUUUGAGAGGUAUUGUAGUACAACAAGGAGGUGCAAAAAUUUUGAUUCCUAUGGCUUUAGAAGGUACAAAUAACGGAAAGAAACAAGCAGCACAAGCUUUAGCUAGAAUUGGAAUUACAAUUAAUCCAGAAGUUGCAUUCCCUGGUCAAAGGAAUUUAGAAGUUGUAAGACCUCUAGUGUCCUUAUUGCAUCCUGAUUGUACUGCAUUGGAAAACUUUGAAGCCCUGAUGGCACUUUGUAAUUUAGCUGGAAUGAAUGAAACUACUAGAAACAGAAUAUUAAAAGAAGGGGGUUUGUCAAAAAUAGAACUCUACUUAUAUGAAGACCAUAUGAUGUUACAGAGAGCUGCUGCACAGUGUAUAUGCAAUUUAGUCCAAUCAGAAGAAGUUAUAAAAACAUAUGAAGGCAAUAAUGAUAAAACAAAAUAUUUAUACUUGCUAUGUCAGGAAGAAGACGUUGAUACAGUUAUGGCAGCGGCUGGUGCACUAUGUAUGCUAACAUCUGUUAGUAAAACUUGUUGCAGAAAAUUACUUGAUCUUCAGUCUUGGGUAGAAUCACUUAGAUGUUUAUUAGCUAAUCCAAAUUAUGAAAUUCAAUAUAGAGGAGUGUAUAUGCUUUAUAAUAUCAUUAAUGGUGAUAAAGAUAUUGCUGCUAAAAUAUUUGAAACGGAUGUAAUGGAAAUUUUAAUGGCUCUUACUAAAUUAAUUGAGGCGGAACAAAAACGUACUAAAGAAUAUGCUGAAAAAUGUUUAGCAGCAGCAGAGGAGUUGGGAGUUAUCAGAAAACCAGUUGAAGGUGCUGUCAAUGAUUCCCUUGAAGAAGAACCUCUAGAAGAGGACGAUGAA
Brenthis ino (lesser marbled fritillary) is the source of this 2820-nucleotide messenger RNA. NCBI's taxonomy places the organism in Eukaryota, Metazoa, Arthropoda, Insecta, Lepidoptera, Nymphalidae. The record is from the annotation of a GenBank genome assembly.